AUGUUUUUACUAAUUAUUUGUGGGUUUAUCCUGUCAAACACAGCUGAUGUUUCGUGCUAUGACUCUGACUAUGAAGCCAUCCGUGGAGGGUGGAUCAAACCUCACAAAGUUAUGGCCACAUGGUUUGACGCUGUGGAACAGUGCAAUAAAGAAGGUGCACUACUUGCGUCUCCAAUAAAUGAAGAUAUAUUAAAUCAUAUGAUAUCAAUAAUCGGUACCAAUGGUCACACCACUCCUUACUUUAUUGGUAAUAACGCAAAUAUCAAAUCUGGGCUAUAUGUGUCUCUAGAAGGUGUACCACUUAGUAAUAUGCCAGUGAUUAAUAUGAUUGAAGUGUUAGACCCCAGAGCUGGACUAUGCAUGGUUAUGGACCACAAGAUGCUGCUGAGCGUUGUAUCUUGUACGUCUCGACGACCGUACAUGUGCUAUAAGGCACGCGAUGACCACCUAAACAUGACAGAAUGCGGUACAUUUGAUAAAAAAUAUAUACGUUUAUCAAAAACGGGUAGUUGUUACAAAUAUUACGCUGAGAAAGUGAACUGGGUCACGGCUUAUGAGACUUGUAUCAACGAAGGAGCAUACCUAGCCGUCCUCAACGACAAUAAAGAGCAAUUAAGUGUUCGAGAUUUUAUAUGGGAUCAAAACAAUUCGGGUGCUGAGUACGUACAUAUCGGAUUACUGGAAUGGAAGGUCGGAGGACCAUGGUUCAGUGUACAUUGGGAGCCCUUCGAAAAGAUCUACAACCGUGGUUUUAUACAAAAUGAAUUACAGUCUCACGUUGGCAAUUGUCAAGACCACAGAGGAGUUCUGUCAGCGACAGGAAAAGUAUCCUAUACAAAAGAUGGUAGCUCAAAUUUGAAUGUGUACCAGUUUAUAUGUGAGAAAGAUCCAACCUACAUCAGAUUUCCUCUCGACAACAUGCUACAAGGCAAAUUAAUGAUUAAAGAGAACGCACCUGGCUAA
Molecule: messenger RNA, 963 nt
Organism: Arctia plantaginis
Lineage: Eukaryota; Metazoa; Arthropoda; Insecta; Lepidoptera; Erebidae
Source: the annotation of a GenBank genome assembly